Molecule: messenger RNA, 1050 nt
Organism: Toxoplasma gondii ME49
Lineage: Eukaryota; Apicomplexa; Conoidasida; Eucoccidiorida; Sarcocystidae
Exons: 1
Coding region: 1-1050 (349 amino acids)
Source: RefSeq, a predicted model, not a curated record
AUGGGAGAAGACCACGACGAUGUCGCGCAACCCCCUUCUUCGUCGUUCUCUUCUUCUUCCAUCACUUUGUCGUCUGCGACUUCCUCGGUUUCUUCGUCGCGAACCCGCUCCCUCUGCGUUUCUUCGCUGACGAGGAGAGAAGAAAAACGAAAAGCCAUACUUCAACUUCUCAACACAGUUUCCGGACUCACCGGCUUGACCGCUGAGACGCUCACACUCAAGGCUGUCCACUCCAGCCUCCGUUUCACCUGUCCAUGCCCUCGUUCUUCUUGUUCUUGUUCUUCUCCCUCUGCUUCUCUCUGUCCUCGCGCGUCGUCUGCGAUUGGUCCCUCCAGGUCGUUCUCUUCUUUGUCUUCGCCUUGCGGUUUCUCGAUUUUUUCUUGUCCCCACGACUCUUUUGAGAAGCGAAGAAGAGUUUCCAGAGAUGGAAGACGCGGCAACACCCUCACGGCCAGGAGCGAAGGAGGCGCGAGGGAGAACGAAAGCAGAAGAACUCCAGGUCGAGGGUCACGAGAAGCCAACAAGGAGGUGCAGAACGACGAUGUGGGCGAAGGAAGAAAGGCGAGAGAGUUGCAAGGAAGCAACGCUUGUUGUCGGAGACAGAACGAACCGGAAGCAGGCAAGAAACCUGCCCGAGCGCUGUCAGGAACUGCGCUCGUUGAUAAGGCGUUCGGCACCGUUAUCUUGCCCCUCCUGAAGAAACUUUUUUCGACUUCGGCAGACUCCGCGAAAUCCUUUGCUUCCACGUCUCACCAGACAAGCGCCUCGGACGCGACUCGCGUAGGUGCAGGUCGAGGAGACGAACCUCGAAGAAAGAAAUGCAGACGAGAAACGGAAGUCGAAGAAGCGCGAGAAGACGCCUCUGAGACGGACGAAGACGAAGACCUUCUUCUCGUGAACGUUGCGACUCUCAGGAGUCUUCUCCGCUUCGUCAGAGAUGUCCUCUCUGGUCGUAUCGACCGCGAAGCCCCAAGAGGUAUCGUUCUCGCAUUCGUUUGCUUCCAUUUCUUUCUUCGAGAUCUUUUUCUGACUGUUGGUGCCCCUCUCUAG